This is a messenger RNA of Thermothielavioides terrestris NRRL 8126, 516 nucleotides long. RefSeq lists its product as uncharacterized. Bases 1 to 516 code for a protein of 171 amino acids. NCBI's taxonomy places the organism in Eukaryota, Fungi, Ascomycota, Sordariomycetes, Sordariales, Chaetomiaceae. The record is from RefSeq and is a predicted model, not a curated record. The transcript has a single exon.
AUGAAAGCCGCAGGCUUCUCGUCGCCGCCCUCGCUCGCAAGACGGACGAUUCUGCUCGACUCGGCAUCCUCAAGCAUCAACCUGCGGGUACGGAGGAGUCUGACGUACCUCGGCGGUUUGCUCGGACUGGCCCUCCACUCGAAUCUCCGGGCAUUUCCCCCCUCGGACGGCGUCAAACCUGGGCAGACUUUCGGCCGUGACUAUGGGCGAGGCAUUACUAUGGCGGCGGCUGGUGACAGGAUCUGUUCCGCCUACCAGGGGGCACAGGGGAGGGGGCAACUGAACAUCCGUGAUGAGUAUGGCCGGAAACAACGAAGACGUGGAAUCGCGGCUCGGUUCCAGGCCGAGAAUCGGAUCUCAAUUGUACUGCUGCUAGCGGUUCUCAUGUUCAGCACCACGGCGAGCGGCCUGCUGCUUCUCAUCCUGCUGUUCCGCCUGAUGGCGGACGCCAUCUGCCAGGUGCGCUAUGGCAAGGCCAUGGACGAGCCCAUUGAGGAGCGUCUGUGCAAGGCUUAG